Messenger RNA from Schistocerca americana (American grasshopper), 1358 nucleotides. RefSeq names its product E3 SUMO-protein ligase ZBED1-like. The coding region runs from base 18 to 1268 and encodes 416 amino acids. NCBI's taxonomy places the organism in Eukaryota, Metazoa, Arthropoda, Insecta, Orthoptera, Acrididae. Gene Ontology annotation, molecular function: protein dimerization activity. The record is from RefSeq and is a predicted model, not a curated record. The transcript is spliced from 3 exons.
AACUGGACAUUUCAUAAAUGAACAAUUCAGAUUACAGUCUGUACUGCUGGAAAUGCAGUCAUUUCAGUGGUGCCCAUACCAGCUCAAAUUUGUCCACAGCUUUGAUUAAAAUUACGGACAAAUUUAGUCUUGGUGGCAAAAUUUUAAUGGUAGUCACGGACAAUGCACCAAAUUUAAAAAAUGCUAUUUCCACCAUUCUCAAGUGGAAACAUUUUGGUUGUUAUGCUCACACUCUUAAUUUAGUUGUGCAGGAUGCACUUAAAAAUGUUCAGGAAGUUCACCAGAAAGUCAAGACAAUUGUAGGUUUUUUUAAAAGGCGCAGCAGUGCAACAGAGCGGCUCUUAACAUGCCAACAGAACAGUGGCAAAGUAAACAUCAGGAAAUUGAUCCAGGACGUGCCCACAAGGCGGAAUUCAACCCUGUUCAUGUUGGAACGAAUUGUCGAAUUGUCAGAGGCAGUGAAAAUUACAGUUGCCCUUUGUAACAGGCCCACAGAUCUUCCGUCACUGUCAAAUGAUGAGUGGGAAAUCUGCUCCGAACUCUGUUCAAUUUUGAAACCGUUUGAGCAGGUUUCGAGGCAGCUCAGUGCAGAGGAGUACCCAACUGGCAGCUUGGUUAUAGUCCUGACACGUGGACUUCUGGCAGUAUGUGACGAAAUAGCCAAAAUGCAGUUACAUGAAGUUUCAAGGAAAGUUGUUUUGGCACUAAAAGAAGGGCUUACAAACCGGUUUUCGAAUCUUGAGCAGAGCAAGUCCAUUGCCCUUGCUACACUGCUGGAUCCACGUUUCAAAUUGCUGGCAUUUCAGAACCAGGCACCAGCAGACAACACGAAGAAACAAUUAAUUAAUAUUGUUGCACAGAAACUGGCAAAAUGUAGGCCAGUAGGUAUUCAGCCUUCACAAUCUGUUGAGCCAAACAAUUUGGCAACUGAGUCCUUCUCUGUGUGGGGCAUAUUCGAUAAGUUAGUGAAACAUGCACAGCCACAGGGCACAGAACAGUCAUGUGCUAUUGUAGAGGUUCGAAGGUACAUUGACAGCUCAGUCAUCAGUAGAAAUGAGGAUCCUCUGGCAUGGUGGAGACAAAAUCAAUACAUAUACCCAACCAUUGCAAAGGUAGUGAAAGAGAGGUUUAAUGUUGUAGCAACUUCUGUGCCUUGUGAGAGGGUCUUCUCAAAAACUGGACAUUUAAUAAAUGACAGAAGAACCCGCCUCAAGCCAUCGAAUAUAGAAAAACUAAUAUUUCUGAAUGCCAAUGGUACCUGUGAUUAGUGCUGAAAAUUCUGGACCCGUGUGAGGUUUGCCUCCAUGGAGGUAACUACGCACUUUCAACACAAGCGAACAAGACCACACAACUGUAUG